This is a messenger RNA of Cheilinus undulatus (humphead wrasse), 1401 nucleotides long. It is a transcript of the gene vstm2b, whose product is annotated as V-set and transmembrane domain containing 2B. The record is from RefSeq and is a predicted model, not a curated record. Lineage: Eukaryota; Metazoa; Chordata; Actinopteri; Labriformes; Labridae. The transcript has 5 exons. Bases 28 to 801 code for a protein of 257 amino acids.
UACUGCUUCUUCCUCCACUGGCCCUGUAUGCUCUGUGUCCACGCUGCCUUCACUGAAGUCCCUAAAGAUGUCAGCGUGGGGGAGGGAGACAACGUGGAGAUGCCCUGCGCCUUUAAGGCAGUCAGCGCCACCCCCAUGUCUCUGGAGAUCCAGUGGUGGUACCUGAAGCAGGACGUCCCUAAAGACCUGAACCAGGAGCUGCAGAUCAGUGCUGUGUCCAACAGAGACUACAAGGUCAGUCCGAGGGCGGCCAAUAAAAUCAGUACUGUUCGUGUUCAGGGAAACGCCAUCUCUCACCGUCUCAGCCUGUCCAAGGUGAAGAAGGAGGACGAGGGCGUGUACGAGUGCCGGGUGUCCGACCUGUGGGCUGACGACACUCAGGAAUUUACGGUCCACGCCUCGCUGCAUGUGACAGCGGGCGACGGCAUGGUGGCGGAGGAAGCCGUGUCGCACAUCCAGAACCGCUGGUCUCUGAGGAAUACGAACGCAGCGCAGGGAGGGGACAGGGGGCCGGGGAGGGCCACGUCUGAGCCGGGACAGGGGCUGGCUGGAGGGCAGAGGUUCCUGGGGCCAGGGAGGCAUCGGGUGAUCCAACAGGCUCAACCUGGACUCAUUCCCGCCAUCUCCACCACCACCGCCGCCACCGUGGUUAAGUCUUCAGCAUCAGCGCUGCCCAGGAUCACAGCCGUCCUCUGGCUGCAGCACAGUACUGGUUCUGGUCUGGUCUUCUCCGUAGACCCGCUCCUCUUCCUCACCACCCUGCUGCUGCAUGAGCUCCUCUUCGUCCUGCUGAGACUUUAACCAAACGUGUUUGGAACUGAAACCCUCUCACUUUUAUACCAAAAAAGAACCAUAGCAGCAGAAGCCAGAACACACCACUGAUGGGGACCAGGAGGAGUCCUGGAUCAGAGCUGGAUGGUGGCCGUUCAGAGUGUUGACCCCAACAGGUGUACAGCACGGUGUAGAGCAUGGCGUCUGCACGGCGUAGAGCACGGCGUCUGCACGGGGUACAGCACGGCAUCUGCGCCGUCUCCACGCACGGCCUCUACGACACCAUAAAGUCACAGCAGUCCUGCAGAGUUUCACUGUGAAUUCUUUAUAGAUCACCUCAGAGCAAGUCCUGCUGCUCUCACUGACACUGUCACACUUCAGGUCAUGUGACUGUAGACCUAUGGAGGUCCUGUGUCGUCUCUGUUCCUUAAUGGAAGGCGAUGUAAACGUCAGUCAGUUCAUCUCUGUAGACGCCUCCUUUAUACAGAGCUCCCCUUCAACCAGCGUGUUAGUCUGACGCCAUGGCAACCUCCUCACACGACACGCAGCAACAUGUUGACAAGGACACACAAACAAACAAACACACUAACACACACAGACAAACAAACAAACAAACAUGCUAACAAACAA